ACCAGCAGCUGAUCAAAGCCACAACUCAGUUAUAUAUAUAGAGACAGGAAACCCAUGACAACUCUCCGUCCGUAGAAGACUUCAAGAUUCAAGAAACACACAAAACGAGAAUGAGGGUUUUGCUUAUCGUCACCACUCUCCUGGCUCUGGCCAGUGCAGUCAGCGUCUCUCUGGAAGACCUGGAGUUCAAUGAUUGGAAACUGAAGUUUGGUAAGAUCUAUAAGUCUGUAGAGGAGGAGUCUCAGCGUAAGAUGAUCUGGCUGGAAAAUCGUAAGCUGGUCCUGGUACACAACAUGCUGGCUGAUCAGGGCAUUAAGAGCUACAGACUCGGAAUGACCUACUUUGCAGACAUGAGUAACCAGGAGUACAGAGAGUCUGUGUUUAAGGGCUGCCUGGGAUCCUUCAACAGGACCAAGAGACACAGUACAUCUACAUUCCUCCGAGGGGGAGGUAUUCUGCCCAAAACUGUGGACUGGAGGAAAAAGGGCUAUGUGACUGAGGUUAAGGACCAGCAGGAUUGUGGCUCUUGCUGGGCCUUCAGUGCGACAGGGUCACUGGAAGGUCAGACUCGAAGGAAGACGGGGAAGCUGGUGUCACUGAGUGAGCAGCAGUUGGUGGACUGCUCCAGGCAAUACGGGAACUUUGGGUGCUUGGGAGGCUGGAUGAAUUCAGCUUUUGAAUACAUUAAAGACAACAAUGGAAUUGAUACAGAGGAGUCCUAUCCUUACGAGGCCAGUGAUAAUGAUUGCAGGUUUAAUCCAGCCACUGUGGGAGCCACCUGCACUGGCUAUGUGAAUAUAAAAAGUAGAGAUGAGAAAGCUCUACAGGAAGCUGUGGCCACCAUCGGACCCAUUUCUGUUGCCAUAGAUGCAGGCCACAUGUCCUUCCAGCUCUAUACAUCUGGUAUCUACGAUGAGCCAGACUGUAGCAGCACUGAACUGGAUCAUGGUGUCCUGGCUGUUGGUUAUGGCAGGGAACAAAAAAAAGCCUACUGGCUGGUCAAGAACAGCUGGGGUCUUGGCUGGGGUGACAAUGGCUACAUCAAGAUGUCAAGGAACAAGAAUAACCAGUGUGGUAUUGCCACAAAUGCCAGCUAUCCUCUGGUUUAAAGGUGUUAUUAAAAAAAAUUUAAAGGUGGGUGAAUAACAACUUCAUGGCUAGCUCACUCUGCAGCAACUACAUGACUUAAUUAUCAACACCACCAUUUAUCUUCCUGAACAUAAAAUUAGUUGUAGUCAUAUAUUUAUGCAGAAUGAUUAUAAUCUGAAUAAUAUAAUCUGACUUUACUGCUGCAGUUGGAACUGUAUUGAUCUGUAUUGAGUCAUUUUUAAUUCGGCUUUCCUUGUUAUGAUCCCUUUUCUCUUAAUUUCUUAAUUAUCAUGAUUUGUUAAAUACUCUGUACCAAGCAAGCUAUGACAUUCAAUGGUGAGAUUAAUACUGUUAAUUUUCACACACACACUGUCUUACUGUUACACACUGUCUUUUCCACAUGGACUCCAAUCAAAUUGUUAACUGUCAUUUAUCUUACAUCUUUACCUUAAUAUCCUUUGUCUGCAAAUGUAGCAUUUUCAAGGUUGGUAGUUGACUUAAAAUUCAAGUAAAAUGCUGUUCACGUCUAGGCUGAUUAAAAUAGCUCACUUUCCUGUAAAAGCUACAGACAAACAUGUCAUUUAUUAAUCACUUUUUAUGCAAUAAACGUCAAAUAAUCCAA
Molecule: messenger RNA, 1711 nt
Organism: Pangasianodon hypophthalmus (striped catfish)
Lineage: Eukaryota; Metazoa; Chordata; Actinopteri; Siluriformes; Pangasiidae
Product: procathepsin L-like
Exons: 9
Coding region: 111-1109 (332 amino acids)
Biological process (GO): immune response
Cellular component (GO): lysosome
Molecular function (GO): cysteine-type endopeptidase activity
Source: RefSeq, a predicted model, not a curated record